Molecule: messenger RNA, 1020 nt
Organism: Oikopleura dioica
Lineage: Eukaryota; Metazoa; Chordata; Appendicularia; Copelata; Oikopleuridae
Source: the annotation of a GenBank genome assembly
AUGUCGGAUGAGUUCAAAAUACAUCACUUAGCCUCGCAAGUGUGUUCGAGCCUCAAGAGCGCGAUCAAACCCGACAACAUCGCCUCGAACUUCAACAAGAACAGGACGAGAUAUGUGACAGUGCAAGUGCCGGCACAAGAAGCAAGAAGGUUUAUCAUUUCGCAAUCAUCCUCGCCGCACGAAUUCAAUGAUCUUUAUGAUGAACUCAAGAGCAAGAAUGUCCGCGUCCUCGACGGGCUGGUGUUUAUACUGGAAAAUGUAUGCAAGGACGAAAAAGUAAAAAAGAUGCUCCACGCCCAUGCGUUGAACAUUGGUGACGCCGGGAAGGUUCCGAUCGGGAAAGUGAAGCCUGGAGUCAGGCAAACUGAAAAGCAGGAGAUCGGGAACAUGGACUUGGAGGCUAUUCAGAAGACGAUUUCAGAGUCCGCUAGAAAAUCCCGCCGUUCAAAAGCGCCUAAAUCUUCAAAAACAAACUUGCUUGAGCAAGGUGACUCGGCGGUAUCGGCAGACACUCUUCUUGAUGUCAAAGCUCAGAGGAUGAAGGCUCACGCGAACGAACCGUCGACCUGUGACAUAAGAUAUCCCGCGAUCUGGAGAUCACGUCACAUUCCCGAUUUGGAGCAGUACAAGAACAAACCGGUUGGGCAGAUUGGUGCGCUUCCUACUGAAUCACAGGAAUCCGAACUGGUCAGGGACCUCUUGUGCAUCCUCUCUGGAGGCCGUGCUACCUACAUUUGGAUGAAGAAAGAAAGCACGGAAGAGCAUCGAAUCCUGCCGCCAGAAUACGAGCUCGACCCGAGCAUCAACAUCUCCCUCCGCUCACUGACAGUCGAGCCCUUAAAAGUCGCUGCAGCUCUUCAUGUUUUGCUCAACUUCAGCGAAAGAUACGUCCUCCACAACUUCGGAAUGGUAGCCCAUGCGUUCGUCGCCGAGCUUUCAAAUUACGUCCAAGAAAUUAGGAACAACAUAGUCAAGCUAGAAUCAGUUCAUGUGAGUUUGAUGAAAGAAUUCGCGCGUUAG